AAUCAGGGUCUCUUGUCGACCACCAUGUCGACCACCUGCUAUCUCGACAUCAACAUCGGCGACCCUCAGCGAUAUAACGAUGACAACGCCAGGCGAUGGCAGCGGCGGAGAGGUGUCCCACACUGUCGUCAUCCAAAAAGCCGGUCUUCAAACAACUCCAUUCCACGGUAGUCUUGCAAUGGCCAACUCCGGAGGGAAAAACCCUGUCAACUCUUCUCCGUUCUUCGUUGGCCAAGCUUAAAGAAAGUACGUCAUAUUUGGGCGAGUCAAGGGCGGAGAUGAAGAUGGCGUCCAGGUAUUAGAGAGGUUGAACGUGGUCGGUAGUCGACCCGAAAGUAAAGAUGAGAGACCACUGGAAUCUGUAUGGAUUGGCGAUUGUGGUCUAGAGUGAUACCUGACG
Guyanagaster necrorhizus is the source of this 400-nucleotide messenger RNA. RefSeq lists its product as uncharacterized. The transcript is spliced from 2 exons. The record is from RefSeq and is a predicted model, not a curated record. NCBI's taxonomy places the organism in Eukaryota, Fungi, Basidiomycota, Agaricomycetes, Agaricales, Physalacriaceae. Bases 80 to 241 code for a protein of 53 amino acids.